Misgurnus anguillicaudatus (oriental weatherfish) is the source of this 4873-nucleotide messenger RNA. It is a transcript of the gene hhip, whose product is annotated as hedgehog interacting protein. The record is from RefSeq and is a predicted model, not a curated record. NCBI's taxonomy places the organism in Eukaryota, Metazoa, Chordata, Actinopteri, Cypriniformes, Cobitidae.
AAGAGCUUAGAGAAACAUGUGAGUGCACUGAAGAGCAUACAACAGACAACUUAGUGCAACUUUUGAUCACACGCAUCAACGGGAUUUAACUUUUGAGCAAGGAAACUAAUUUCGAUUUCUGUAUAUAACCUGAUCACUUGUAGUUUUUUUACUUUUCCUAAUUUCGCAUACAUAUACUAAAUGUUUUUCCCCAAUGUAAUAACAAUAUAACCAGCACUUGUCUUAAUUUAUUAGUGUUUUUUAUAUUUAUCUUUACUAGCAUUCAAUUCAGAGUACUUUAUUAGCGAAUAAUUGCUUAAUCAAUCUGAAUUUAUUAUUUUAAGGAAACUUUUAUUGACGUGUGGGGACUGUAUUACAGCAGCCCCGUUAUUUCAGAGCAGCCGCGUUUCGCCUUUCGUUUAAUCCCCUGUAAAAUGAAGCAUUUGAAAUUUGUGCUCUUGUUGGCCAUCGCGGCCAAUUUUUGGGAAUGUGGUGAUGCGAAAUUCGGCGAGAAAGGAGAAUUAAGUCCAAGGAGGAGGAGAUGUUACGAUGGAAGUCUACCGAAACGCCUGAAGAAGAAGGAGCGAAAGCUGUCACUGGAGGGAAGCGGCGGAGGGGAGGUUUGUCACAGGCUCUAUCCGCGUGUGUCUUGCUGUCCGUCCAGGAGGGCUCCGUAUCAGAUACUUCACCGGAGAGAUGCUCGGAUCUUUUCAACCAAUAACACAGAGUGUUCUAUACUGCUGGAGGAGAUUAAGUGUGCCCAUUGUUCACCAAAUGCCCAGAUGCUCUUCCACUCACCCAAACUUGACAAAGUGUCACACAGAGAACAGGACCUACCCCGUUUAUGCCAUGACUACUGCCAAGAAUUCUACUACACCUGUCGGGGACAUGUUCCAGAACUGUUCCAAGCUGACGUGGAUGAGUUCUGCCAAUACUAUGGAAGGAAGGACGGAGGCCUGUGCUUUCCAGAUUUCCAUCGAAAACAAUUGGACCGAGAUUCCAACUACCUGUCAGAUGAAAAAAUUGAAGUGUUAAACAGAAAACAUAAGCACAACUGCUACUGUACUCAGGAGAUCCUCAGUGGUCUUCGACAGCCUGUCGGUGUGGUGCAUUGUGGAGAUGGAUCCCAGCGUCUUUUUAUUUUUGAGAAGGAGGGCUUUGUCCGGAUCUUAACACAUGACUUGGAGCUCCUAAAGGAGCCAUUUUUGGACAUACAUAAGCUAGUCCAAAGCGGUAUAAAGGGCGGAGAUGAAAGGGGCUUGCUAAGCCUUGGAUUCCACCCCAAUUAUAAGAAAAACGGAAAGCUCUACGUCUCCUACACAACCAGCCAGGAGCGUUGGGCUAUCGGACCACACGACCACAUUCUCCGCGUGGUAGAGUACACAGUGUCCAGAAAAAAUCCCAACCUGGUGGACACAAGGACUGCCCGGGUUUUAAUGGAAGUAGCGGAGCUCCACCGGAAGCAUCUGGGUGGGCAUCUCCUGUUUGGGCCUGAUGGGCUUCUGCACAUCUUUUUAGGCGAUGGUAUGAUCACUUUGGACGAUAUGGAAGAGAUGGAUGGUCUGAGUGAUUUCACAGGUUCUGCCCUUAGAGUGGACGUUGAUACAGAUUGCUGUAACACUCCCUACUCCAUACCCAGAAACAAUCCCUAUUUUAACAGCACCAACCAGCCCCCAGAAAUAUUUGCACAUGGACUGCAUGAUCCAGGGAGGUGUACAGUGGAUAAGCUCCGCAUGGACAUCAAUGGAAGUCUACUGAUCCUGUGCACGGAUACCGUGGGCAAAAAUACAACCACAGGCAGGAUCCUGCAGAUUAUCAAAGGGAAAGACUAUGAAAAUGAGCCAUCUAUGUUUGACCUGGGGUCAAAUGAAGGUGCCACACCAGUUGGUGGUUUCAUCUACAGGGGAUGUCAGUCAAGACGACUUUAUGGAAGUUAUGUAUUUGGAGACAGAAAUGGGAACUUCAGAAUUCUCCAGAGACCUUCAGAAGACAGGUUGUGGCAGGAGAAACCUCUUUGUCUUGGUAGCAGCAGUUCCUGUGGUUCCUCACUGGUAGGCCACAUCCUGGGGUUUGGCGAAGAUGAAUUAGGUGAGGUCUACAUUCUUGCAUCAAGCAAAAGCAUGGCAACACAAUCACACAGUGGAAAGCUCUACAAGUUGGUGGACCCCAAGAGGCCACAGGUCCCCAAGGAGUGUAGAAGGCCAGUAGAGGAUCCAGAGAUGCUUAGCACCGCUUGUUCUCGUGAAUGCAAGAACGGUCAUUGUACACCCACCGGAAAGUGUUGCUGCAGCCCGGGCUGGGAGGGCACCUUCUGCUUACGAGCCAAGUGUGAACCAGCCUGUCGCAACGGUGGGGUCUGUGUGGAGCCCAACAAGUGUCUCUGCAAAGAAGGUUUCUCUGGGGCACAGUGCGAGAAAGGUGAGCGUGGGACACGAGGAGAUGGUGAGAAAGACAGCAUACUGGAGCACAUCAUUGACAUGACCUCUUACCUGCUGGACCUCACCAGUUACAUUGUAUAAUGAGCAGUUCAGGGUGAUACAGCGCUCUUCUGCAGUUGGCAGACCGAACGUUAAGGGGGCCUUUCAGAGUUUGCCUUCACCAUCCCGAAUCUUCAACCUGCCCUCACCUGAUCUUCCUCUCCCACCACUGUUCUGUUUCAUGAGCCACAGGCUUUUGAUUUUCAAGUUCCCCUACACCAUCUGCACUACCCAUCCCUAUGCACAAAUACACAUAGAAAACAAUAACAGAGUGGCCAACAGAACUUCACCUCGCAUAGCUGAAAGGGGUCGCAUGCUGGAGGUACCACGCAGGAGUCAAGAGUAUCAUAGAGGUUGUCCUGCAAGCUGCAACCCACAGUUUCUACUGCUGGUAUGGUGUCUAAAGUCUGGUCUACUUUAAAGUCAAUUGUCCUAGCAACAAUUCGUCAAAGGACUCAUAAAGGACUGGACGCCCCAUAUGAGACCAAACCUGAACGCUUGGUCCGACCCCACGUGGGCACCCGUUCGUACUACAGGACUCUAAAAACGGAAGACAAAUUGGGAUUUUAGGGACUUGCUGCACGUCAAGAUCAACAAACAGCUCAUUUAGGGAAGUCAAAUGGACAGUUACCAAACUGAAUUGUACCAUAAAUAAGUUACUGUCUUGGGAUUCACAUGUUGCUCAAAGAAUAAGGGAGGUAACACCAGACUAGUAAAUGCAAUCAAAACCACACAACAGACUACUAUCUAGCAGGUCUGUGUAUAACUGGAGAGUCAUUGGAUGGGACUUGAUGCCAGUUUACAGUGCAUGCAGUUUAUAAAACGGAUCUGCUAAAAUGCCAUUGAUCUUCUUGAUAUAAAAGCUGAACUACAGUAAUCAAUGGAGAUCCGCCAAAGUCUAAACUGAAUAUUGGUUGUAUCCCAUUGAUGUUUCAUUUAGAUCACAUAAAGUGAAAUGUAAAUCUUUAAGAAUGUUCUCACAGUCACUUUGAUCGCAUUAAUUUAAUACACAUGACAUGUUGGAGAUGAAAAUUUUGAACUAGUUUGCAGAGAAAUCAUAAAGAGGAUACUGCUCUGGUUAAAGCUACAGUAACAGCUAUAUUAUUUUCUUAUAGUUGUCCAUGUCCAUGCACGCUGCUUUCAUUUGCGAAUUGUAUAUCUUACUAUAGUUUAAAAUGUUUAUAUAUCUAGUUCGUAAUCUGUGUGAUGUCAAGCACAGAAAUCUUUUUUUUUCACGUGAAAGAUCCUUGUAAGAUGAUUUUAAACAAAUAACUGCAACAAUCUUUUAUCACUUUGAAUGUUGAUUUGUCUGUCACAAAGAAAAAGCUUGAUCUGUUGUUCCAUUCAACAGUUUUGCUUUGUUUUUUAUAAACUCCAGACUAUAUUCAGUUUUGUCAUUUAAAAAAGGGAACAAGGCUGGUGACUGGUGUACAUUUCAUAUAGUACUGUACUGAGAUACGUAUUAGACUUGCCAUUAUUUGAUAGAGGAUGGUUUAUUUUUUUAAGGAAUAAUAUAUGGGAGAGGAGAGUAAUAGCAAUUUUGCAUUAAGUACGUAAAGACGUACACAUGCUUAACACAGUUCCAUUGAAAAUAUGACGUCUAUAAGAAUCUACUUGUUGUACACUUUCUAUCAAAAAAAACACAAAAAAACUUAAACAUAGAUUUUUCUUUCCAACUUUUGCUUUUCUCUAAAAUGCUAAAGCUAUAAUUUUAGGGCUAUUUUUUCAAAAACACAUGAAUGAAUACAGUGUCACUAAAGAUACUUUAUGAUGCUGUCAUCGAUUUUUGUUUACUUACAUAGCUCAUCAUAUUGCCUCAUAGAAUCAUAAGCUGUUUUUAUAUUUACUGAAUAUAAAUGUCUGAAAUUAAAAUAAAACAGUACAUUAUGUCAAUCAGCUUUAGGCUAAUUUGUAACCAGCCAAGUCAUCAAUAUUUCUGUUUAAUUCAACCUUUUUUGUGUGCUUCUUGUAAGAGUAAUUUGAUGUUGAAGUGUUACUGUCACCUCUAGAAUAGUUAGGUUUAUUCAGUGUUAUUAGUAUAAUUGUUUCUCCCAAAGAUAAGUAUACCAACAGCAAACCCCAUGUGUUUAUUACGUUCUCUACAGUGCAUUUUUAACAUUCUUUCUUACAGUAAGUGUAAGGAAUUCAUGCUGUAAAUCUACUCAAUAAUUUUAGCACUUAAUGUGAAAUCUGCAUUGGAGCUGCUGGGAAGGUGUCGUGUGAAUAGAGUAACCCUUUUCUUUUAUUAUUUAAGUAGUAACACCGUAAAGCUAUUUAAGUUGUCUACAAUGUUCUUACUGUUAUAUGUGAAGAAAUAUGAUCAUUUAUUGUAAAUAAAAGUAGGGCUAUCUUGGGUUCUUCUCGGAAAUAUCAAUAUGUUUAUUAAAGUCUAUAGCAUGAUUGAAAACUAAAUAAAA